Bipolaris maydis ATCC 48331 is the source of this 843-nucleotide messenger RNA. Its product is annotated as beta-lactamase-like protein. The record is from RefSeq and is a predicted model, not a curated record. Lineage: Eukaryota; Fungi; Ascomycota; Dothideomycetes; Pleosporales; Pleosporaceae.
AUGAUGGCCGUUCCAGGAAGCAUCGCACCAAAUGGAACGAAGCUGUGGCUUUUGCACGUGGGCAAUGUUGUAGCAGACGAAGCAUUUUUCAAAACUGGUGCGAACGUAUCCACUGCAAGCAACCCAAACCCACAAACUCAUACUCGGCGAAACAUGGUUAUGAUAUCGGCCUUGAUAUCCCAUCCGACGGAGGGUCUGGUCCUAUUCGAAACUGGAGCGGGUAAAGAUUAUCCAAAUGUUUGGGGUCCCCAGCUGAACGAUGUCUUCGCACGAGAUAGCUAUGUCGAAGAUCAUGAAUUGGACAAUGCAAUUAGAAAGACUGGAAAUGACAUCAAAGAUGUCAAAGCUGUCAUCAUGGGGCACCUUCAUCUCGAUCAUGCUGGAGGACUCGAGCAUUUCCGAGGCACUGGCAUUCCCAUCUACACGCAUGAACUCGAGAUCAAGAAUGCUUUUUAUAGCGUUGCCAGCAAGACCGAUCUGGGAGUAUACCUACCGACCUACCUUCACUUUGACCUGAAUUGGCAACCGUUCCAUGGCGAUGUCUUUGAAUUGGCAGCCGGUUUGAUAGUCCGCCAUUGCCCUGGACAUACCCCUGGCCUCUCCAUUUUGCAAGUCAAUCUGGAGAAUAGUGGAACAUGGGUCUUCACGUCAGACCAUUAUAUUGUGAAAGAGAACUAUGACUCCCUUGCGACCCAAGGAUGGUUUACCAGAGAUCAUGCCUCUUGGUCGCGAUCGAACCAAAUGGUUCAUUCCCUACAGAAGCUGACCGGUGCGAAACUAAUCUUUGGACAUGAUCGCGAUGUCUUCUUUGAAUACAGGAUAGCUCCACAAUUCUAUGAUUAG